Messenger RNA from Tachysurus vachellii, 2651 nucleotides. It is a transcript of the gene nim1ka, whose product is annotated as NIM1 serine/threonine protein kinase a. Gene Ontology annotation, biological process: microtubule cytoskeleton organization; intracellular signal transduction; protein phosphorylation. Bases 698 to 1999 code for a protein of 433 amino acids. Gene Ontology annotation, cellular component: cytoplasm. Gene Ontology annotation, molecular function: ATP binding; tau-protein kinase activity; protein serine/threonine kinase activity. The record is from RefSeq and is a predicted model, not a curated record. Lineage: Eukaryota; Metazoa; Chordata; Actinopteri; Siluriformes; Bagridae. The transcript has 6 exons.
ACAUGUGAUUGGUCAGGAGCAGCUGUGAGCCUCCGUAUCUCCGCUUUCAUCAUCAUCAUCAUCAUCAUCACACUCACACACAGCUGGAGAGUGAAGCUGAGUAAGAGCACCAUCAUCAACCGAGAUAUAAUGAUGAAACGAUGGACUUUAUUUAUUAUGAGAAGAUUAGCGAUGGCUAUGUCAUGGUCAUGCUGUGCACCAUAAUCCACCAGGAGAGAAGGACUGAGAGGAACAUACAGAUACUAGAAGGAUAGAGUGAUGAAUGGACGAGUGGACGGAUGAGUGGACGCUGAGUUUGAUUGAAGGACUGCUCGUUUUUCUCACUAAAAAUGUCCGCUCACAAUUUAAUAACAAACAAGAGACAACAAACAGGAUUUGUAAAUUAAUUCAGACUGCACCUGUGAGGGCACACACACACACACACACACGUGCACACACACACGUGCACACACACACACACAAACGCACACACUCCCUGCGUGCUCUCCAAUGGAGAAGGACGAGACAUGUGACCUGAAGGUAAGAAAUUAUGUCUCGUCUAAAGCGUCUCCUCGGAGUCGAUGGAGACAUAUGAGUGUGAUGUAGCUCCAGUUUAGAGCUGAUGAUGCAAAUCAGGAUGUGAGGACCAGAAAGAGAAAACAGGAAGCUGUGACCAUAUAAGGAAAGUGAAGGUGGCAGGGACAGAAGCCCUGAUGCCAUGAUGACGGCCGUGACCCCGGCCGAUGUGGACGUGCCGUGUCCUCAGCGUUAUUCCCGCUGUACCGGGCAGGACGGAUCGGACGUUUUUACAGAUGAUGAAGGUGUACCGGAGCGCAGACUCACGCCGCUCGAGCAGCUUAACCUGGACAUGUGCCAGGACGACAGAGUGGUGCGCGAGAUCACCAUCGGACGCCGCAUCGGCUUCUACAAGAUCCGCGGAGAGAUUGGCUGUGGGAACUUCUCUCACGUCAAACUGGGGGUCCAUGCGCUCACCAAAGAUAAAGUGGCCAUUAAGAUCCUGGACAAGACCAAACUGGAUCAGAAGACCCAAAAGCUGCUGUCUCGUGAGAUCUCCAGCAUGGAGAAGCUUCAUCAUCCCAACAUCAUCCGUUUGUAUGAGGUGGUGGAGACACUGACGCGCCUACACCUGGUGAUGGAGUACGCAGGAGGGGGCGAGCUGUACACCAAAAUCACCAUGGAGGGAAAACUGUCCGACAUCGACAGCAAAAUCGUCUUCUCACAGAUUCUUUCUGCUGUCAAACACAUGCACGACCACAACAUCAUCCACCGUGACCUGAAAGCUGAAAACAUUUUCUUCUCCUGCAGCACGUGUGUGAAGGUGGGUGAUUUUGGGUUCAGCACGGUGAGUCGGCGUGACGAGACCCUCAGCACAUUGUGCGGUUCUCCACCGUAUGCGGCACCCGAGCUGUUCCGUGACGAGCGCUAUAUGGGCGUGUAUGUGGACAUCUGGGCUCUAGGCGUGCUACUGUUCUUCAUGGUCUCGGGCACCAUGCCAUUCCGUGCCGACACUGUGGCUAAGCUGAAGCGCUGCAUCCUUGAUGGUGCGUACUCGGUGCCAUCGUGGGUUCCGGAGCCGUGCCACCGUCUCAUCCAUGCCAUCCUGCAGCCUCAGGCAUCCGAGCGCUGCAGCCUGGAAAAGAUGAUGUGCAGCGAGUGGCUGGAAAACGUCGACUUCCCCAAAGCCACUGAGCCGUUCAGGCUGGACCCACUGUACUUGGCCGAGGAGGAGGAUUUGGAGGAGGACGAGUGUGAGGUGAGGAACAGUCUGCAGGCACUCGGCAUUACCACCGAACACAUCCGCAACAACCAGGGCAAAGACUGCAGGAGCUCAGUGACAGGCGUCUACCGCAUCUUGCUGCACCGAGCACACCGCCGCCGUGCCUUCGAGAGCAUGCCGCUAGUCUCACACAAUGUCAACGAGGCUAACCAGGCUAAGAAGGAACGGCUAAAGGCCUACAGGAGCCUCAGAUACACGUCCAAACUCUGCACCAUUUUGUGAUGUCCUGAAAUAAACAAUUCUUAUGGGUUUUUUUACACAGCAGAUGAACUUCAAAGCAACUAGAAUUUUAAUUUAUUUUAAAAUGAAAUUCCAUAAUGUUGUUGAGUAACCGCUGUCUCUGGAUCAACAAGGGUGGAGCUUAAGGUCUAUUUUUUAACCAAUCACAAACCACAAUAGUUUACCUAACUGACAUUAGUUUAACUGAUACACUGUAAGUAAAACCAGUAGACAUGUUUGUUAGCAAGCUAGCAUACAUUAGCUACCUGGCUAUAGAAGACUAAACCUGGUGCAUGUAGCUUUUGUUUUCACUCAGUAGCUGUGAGAAAAUUCUGUUUUAGAAGUAAAUUAAAACCAAAAAAAAUAGAUUUGUGGAGGUCCUGUUAUCACAAAUGUAGCAUUUCUUGGCUAAUCAGAGACAUUCAUUAAUGAUUUAUAUUUCAUUAUUUUAAAAAAUGUCAGGGAUUAGCUAGUUGCUGCGUGUUAGCUGGUUUUAGCUCCUGCUGCUGGGUCAGAACCUCUCGCCUUGUGGAAUAUGAACUUAAAAAGUGCACCUUAGAAUAUUUUUGUUCUUACCAGCAGGUUAAUAGAAAACUACUGCUGCUUUCUAUUAAAAGAAAGAAUGUGUAUGUGUGUGAGAGUGUGUGUGUGUGAG